AUCUCUCUCUAGGAUUCUUUCUUUUCUUUCCUCAGCUUUUGGGCUUUCUCCCAAGAAUGAAAAUGCUUCUGCUUGGUGUCUGGACUCUGCUGGCCUUGACCCUUUGUCCAGGGACCACAGAAGAGCUGUUUGAAGUGUCUGUUUGGCCAAAUCAGGCCCUGGUGGAGUUUGGACAGUCCCUAACCGUCAACUGCAGCACCACCUGCCCAGACCCGGGGCCCAGUGGAAUCGAGACCUUCUUCAGGAAAAGCCAGCUGGGCAAAGGGCCUCAGUGGAAGGAGUUUGUCCUGGAGGACGUCACAGAAAGCUCUGUCCUGCACUGCUUCUUCUCUUGUGCAGGGGUCCAGAAGGACACAGCGCUCCGCAUCACCAUGUACCAGCCCCCGGAGCAGGUGAUCCUGGACUUGCAGCCCGAGUGGGUGGCCAUGGAUGAGGCUUUCACAGUGAAGUGUCUCGUGCCUACUGUGGCACCCCUGCAGAGCCUCACCCUUACCCUUCUCCAGGACGGCCGAGAACUGCACAGAAAGGACUUUAUGAGUUUUUCUGUGGCAUCCCAAAGAGCCGAGGUCACUGUCAAUGUCAGAGCCCAGCGGGAGAAUAACAGGAGCAAUUUCUCCUGCCUUGCAGAACUGGACCUGAGCCCACACGGUGGGAGGUUGCUUCAUGGCAGGUCAGCUACCAAGGAACUCCGGAUCUUUGAAUUCUCUCAGAGUCCUCAGAUCGGGGUGUCUUCACUCCUGGAGGUUGGGGUGGCGGAGACCAUGAGCUGUGAGGUGACUAGGGUGUUUCCUGCCCAGGAAGCUGUCUUCCGAAUGUUCUUAGAAGGCCAGGAGCUGAGCCCCUUCUCCUCCUGGAAGGGAGAUGCAGCGUGGGCCAGCACCACCAUUCGGGCCAUGGAGACCGGUGACCAGGAGCUGACCUGCCUUGUGUCUCUGGGUCCAGUGGAGCAGAGAGUCAGGAAAGCAGUGCAUGUCUACAGUUUCCCUCCCCCAGUUCUGGAGGUCGAAGACACUUACCCUCUGGCAGGGACAGAUGUUAAUGUCACCUGCUUGGGUCAUGUGUUAACAUCACCUAGUCCCACUCUUCGACUUCAGGGAGCUCCAAACAUCUCUGCUCCCGGCGAGCCUGCCUGGUUCCUCUUUACUGCCAGGGAGGAAGACGAUGGCCGGAAAAUCUCCUGUGAGGCCUCUUUGGAGGUGCAGGGCCAGCGACUGCUCAAAACCACUGAGAUGCAGCUUCAUGUCUUAUACAAGCCUCGUUUUGGAGAAUCCGGCUGCCCUGGCAACCAGAUAUGGGUAGAAGGAAUGGAUCAAAUGCUUGCAUGCAUCCCAGAAGGAAACCCUGCCCCAGCUUUGGUGUGCACAUGGAAUGGGAUGAUCAUUGACCUUGAAGUACCUCAGAAGGCCACCCAGAACCUCACUGGAACCUACUGCUGCACAGCCACUAACCAGCUGGGCUCUAUCAGCAAAGAGAUUGCUGUCGUUGUCCAAGGACCACAUGAAGAAGGGAUCUCCUCCUCCACCGCCUUCAUCAUCAUCAUUAUCACCCUUGGCAUGGCUGUGAUCACCGUAGCACUGUGUGAACUACUAGCCUUGCGAAAGAAACAGGAGGAAACGGGCCUCUAGGCAGAGAGAGCAGAACAAAGACAAGGAAGGCCAGUUCGCUGACAUAAAGGCAGAAGUGCGCAACUCACAUCUCUGCUGACCAGAAGCAGCUCUUUGCCUGAGUGAGACUUCAGCUACAGGCCUUUUACAGGGAGGAAAGAGUAGGCCAAGGAGGGAGGAAGAGACAGGAUGUGAGGCGGCAUUCCUGUCUUCUCCUGUCCCCUCCACAGGGUUUCAGGGGCCCAUGUGGCUUACACCAGUUCAUCUGGAGCUUGCCUUUCUUUUUGAGUUUAUUACAGUUUCUAGAAAUUUCAGUCUGAUUGUUCCUGCUGGCAAAGAGCCCCUUCCCUCCUUAUUGUAUUCAACUGUCUACUCUUGAGCACACAGAAGGUCCCCACCCUUGCCCCUCAUUUCCACUGUCCAUUCCUCAAACAGCAAAUGAGAAAGAUCAUCAGAAAUAUCCUGGAAUCCGUUGCUCAGGACUGCCUGAUGACUAACCAGGGACUUCUUUUGUAGUUCAGGAACAAGACUCCAUAGGAGUACGUAUCAGAUAAAUGGGCAGGAAUCAGAAGGAACUCUGCUCCUGGUCCACAUUCCCCUACUCCACACAGUACCUGGUGACAUCAUAAAGGGUGCUGGCUGAUAAAGCUUCACCCCAGGAACCCUCUGGAACUUCACAUUGGGUCAGAGAAGGAGCUUAGCUAGUUUAUAACAAAACAAAAAACCUAGGACUUACUAUGCAGUGCAGGAUGGCCUCAAACUUGUGAUCCUCCAACCUCAGCUCCUGAGUGCUGGGAUUGCAAGUAUAUAUCAUCACUCCCUGACUUUGGAGAGCGGGGAGGCUUUAAGGUAAAAUAUGCCCAUGGAGUUGGUCUAAUAGGUCAAGGGCGCGCUCUGAGUUCCUUUUUGUAAAAGGCCAAGUCCCACAUCUGCGGUCCAUCUCCACAAAGGAUUGCCUGUUUCCAUCUUCUGUGAACAAGUCCUGUGGGACACAUGUACAGACCCCCAUGGCAGAUGGGUCUCGGCACAGUCACGCCCCCCAAUCCUCUGUAACAGUGCUCACCAUAUGCUCCAACAGCCCAGCUUUCUGCACUGGCCUUGGAAGGAGUAUGUCCACCUUGGUGAAGGUUUGAGGAGCAUCAAGUCAGGCCCCUCCUCCGGGGCUGCCAGAAACUG
Molecule: messenger RNA, 2780 nt
Organism: Microtus oregoni (creeping vole)
Lineage: Eukaryota; Metazoa; Chordata; Mammalia; Rodentia; Cricetidae
Product: intercellular adhesion molecule 5
Exons: 7
Coding region: 57-1625 (522 amino acids)
Biological process (GO): cell-cell adhesion
Cellular component (GO): membrane
Molecular function (GO): integrin binding
Source: RefSeq, a predicted model, not a curated record